GGUUGGUAUAGGAAAACCUCAGUAUGUCAAAAAAUCAAAAAGACUCGCUGGAGAAAACACCGCUGUAAGCGUGAUUUUAUCAUGAGGUUUUCAUACAAAUCCAUUGAAUUCUCUGCAUUUUAGUGAAGUGGAAGUGAAAGCAAUGACUACAGAGAAUAAUUUUAGUAAACUUUUAUCUCAGUGGUUGGAUGAGGUGAAGCAGGGAGGAAGGAAAUCAUGCGGUGAAAAUGCCGUUAAAGCUUACAUUAAAAGCCACAGAAGUAGUGACUCGUGCAUGAAAUUAAUGCUGAAUUUCUUUACAAAAGAACUCCCUAAUAACACAGAAUAUGUAAAGGGAUUCAAUAAACUCUUACUGUGGGUUAUUGAAAGUGUUAAACGUCAACAAUUGCCCUUAAACUACCUCUGGAACUACAUAAUAAUCCAGUACCAAUCUCGGGAUUUAUGGGCAGAUCUUGUGACAUUGGUUCCAGUUCUCGAAGAACCAUGUUAUUCUGAACAGUUUUUUAGUCAUUAUCUUCAACUUACGCAGUACUUUGCCAUUGUGUACACUCGACUCAGUCGUUCUGGGCAUUCGAAUUCAACUCAACUGAUGAUGAUCUUGAAGAGUUUCACAAAUCUUCUCAAGCAAUCUGCAUCCAAUAAGACCCCUGAAGAAUUUCAUGGGCACCUGAAAGGUGUUUUCGACAGAAAAUAUCGCUAUGGUCAGUCACUUGUUGAAGUAGCCGGGAAAGCUGCGAAGAACUUCCUCAGUGACCUUUUGGAAGUAUUGGAUUCUUUUUUAAAUGAAUCAAUUUCCGACAGGAAUCUUCGCAGUGACAUUCUCCUCACAAUCACUGAUUUAUUGGAAGUGAUCCUGAUGUUUGAAACAAAAAAUGAAGAACGACAUCUGAGUAGCAGAAUAAUUGAGAUUUGGAUGAAAAAGACGUCGCCUACGGGCAAAGAGAAGAGAUGUCUCAAUGUACUUUACUUGCUGAGCGAAAUUUUGGGUGAAAGUUCAAAAAAUGAUGUUCCGAAUAUGGAGAAGCUCUGCAAGAGUUUUCAGGAGCACGUAGAAGAUUUUCGUGGGAGUAUUGAAGAGCAAGUUGUUGUGGAUACCAUUGCAACAAUUGCUUUAAUAUUGGAGAAUAGUGUAGAGAUAUUGAAGAUAAAUUUGUCAGUGAAAGCAUCUCUGGACAUUAUGAGAUCGAUCAACACGUUGAUUACCAUCCGGAGCGACAAUAGGAAGGAUUUUUGCAAACAAUGUGAUAAUGCUGAUUGCAAGAAACAUUGCAUCGUCACAUUGAUAUCAGUUGCAAUGAAAAUCUUUGAGAAUGUCACCAAAAAACCUGAGGAAGUACCUUUAAUUGCUUUUGAGGCAGUUAUUAGUUUCAUAAAGCACAAUUUUUAUAUUUUAGGGCGCUUUAAGUGCCCUCAGAAAGAAAGGCUUCUGAAGAAUUUCGUGCAAAAUACCUACAACAUUUUCAUUCACGUAAAACAGAGCAAUGCCCAAGGAUACAUUGGGAAAGUGAUGAUCCUUUUGAUGGAAAAUAUUCAGGCAUUUAAAGUAGCGGAUUGCUUUCAAAGGUAUAUCCUGAAAUUUCUUCUAAAUUUCCACACGAAUAACAAAGAUCCGAGAAAAGCUCUAAAUGUUGGGGUUCUCAAUCUUUUGCUGCUCAUGGAUGCUGAGAAAUUAUCUGUGGAGGAUAUUUCCAAGGAGAUUGAAAAGCAUCUGCUCUACAGUUUGUAUGAAUUUCGUGAGAUAACAGCCACAAACUUACUAGACAUUAUUGCUGAUGAGUCCUUCCAAUGGUAUGGGAUUAAUAUCCCGUAUGAUAAGUGCAAAUUACUUCUAGGACAAAUAGCUUCGUAUGAAAACUACCAAUCGAAAUCCCUCUACAUGUGUGCAAUUAAUAAACUUUGGAGUGUAACAGAUGAUCCUAAGAUUCUUACUGAAGCAUUUCUCUACGUGCCUGAGAGAUUUUACAGUGAUUUCACCAAAAAUCUAAAUGGCCUUUUUGAGAAAAUUGCAGCAGAGAAAAAUUAUCCUGAUAAAACUCUCCACACAGCUUUUCUCCAUUAUGUGGACUUUGUGCUGAAAAUUGAGGCGAAGCAACGAAUUUUCUCCGAUGAAAGUGUUUCAGAGCAAAAUAUCAACAACAGAGAAUGGAAUAUCUUGGAGAAAAUUAACAUUAAAGAUGAAUCAGAGGCAAUUUAUGCUGUUCAAAAAGCCAUUGAAUGCUUUGAAAUAUUCAAAACACAAAAUGCAGAACGCCACAGACAAAUCACAACCAUUCUAAGAGUAAUGGAGAACUUAGCGUAUAAUGCAAAAUUUUAUGGAUUAAUAAGGGAAUCAGUUAAAAUGUACGAUAUAAUUUAUGAAAUUGCAUCAGUGACAGAGCAUAAAGAAUUUAUUCUUGAAGCCAUGUCCAAUAUUUUCUUCUACUGGAAAACUUACGAAGAUAUCAAGAACAGUGAUUCAAUUGUAAAUCAAAUAGCAGUACAGCAAUCAAACUUAACCGAAGGAGAACUGAAGAAUUUGGCAGAAUUGAAGGAGAAACAGCAAACAAUUAUUAUCAAAUGCAUCCUGAAUUACGCAUUAUUUUGCGCAGGAAAGGGAAGGAUUGCAGUGUCUUGCAAGUACCUGAGGGCAAUAUUUGCAAAAAUCAUCAGCCUUGAGCUUAAACACCUCGAAGUCCUCUGUGUAGACAUUGAAUAUUUGAUUACGAUAAAGUACAGUGAGAAAUGUCACAUGUCUCAUGUGAAAUUUAUGGAAAAAAUCACUCAUAGCAUGAAACAUGGACCAAAGGAAACCAGAACUAAAGACACCAUAUACUUUCUGCCACUGGAAAUUGUCCGGGAGUUGGUGGAUUACAGUGUGGUCAGAUAUGACUGUGACGGUGUGAACAACUACGUUUUCAUGAUGAUGAAGGUCUUCUUGAGGAAUGGAUUUAUGCUGCAAGUGGCCGAGCUACUCCUCCUCGCUGCGAAAAUUGAUCUGGCUGAGGAGAAAGUGGCCAACUGCAAAGCCAAGCUGUUUUAUUUUAUGAAGAUACUCCAUCUGGACCAAGUGACAAAUGGAAACUGGGCAGAUAUAAAAUCGCUGCCAAUGAUCUCUCAGGACGAUGUCCAAUCUGCCAUAGCAAUGUUUUCAUCUAAAGUUCAUAACAAAGAGUGCAAAUGUCUUAUUUGUUUGCAAUUCAAAGCAUACGAAGUAUCCAAACAAAUAAUUCUUUUCCUCAUCUGGAUGCUAUUCAUAGAGAAGCAGUAUAGAGAAGUUCGAAGUAUUUACAGUGCCAUGAAUACCACCACAAAAGAGAUUAACAAAUCCGAUGGUGUUCUUCAGCCUUAUGAUGUUAAAUCAAAGGGUAUCUAUGUGAGUUCUCUGUUAAAAUCAGGUGAGCUCGAUGAAGGUCUUCGGGAAUGUCUGAAAAUUCAAGAACUUUGCGGAAAUCUAAAGAGUCAUCGAAUAGCCUCUCGCCAAGGGGUGGAAGUUCAAGUUGUUUCUUUGCACUACAAGAUGAAUGUAGAAGUUUCCAAUGGGUCCCUUAAGAAAGCCAUUGAGGAGGAUGUUGUUGAUGCAUCACCGGAAAACAUUGUGAAACGUAGGCCGAAGACAAAAUUGAACAAAGUGGACUUUGAGAAACGUCUUGAAAAGGCUUCCAGUGAUUCGGUGAGUUCUGAAGGUAGUGAAAAGUGUGUACCACAAGGAGGAGGUGGUGCUAAAUCUGGAGCAAAGGUCAGUGACAUUGUUGUGAAGACUGAAGCACCACGAAGAAGGGGUCGUCAGCCGAAGAAGAAGGAAGAGAAGGAGUGCACGAACCAGUCAAAAAAAGUUUCCAAAGAGACGGUGAAAAAAACCACACGAAGCAUCAAGAGGGAGAGAAUGUAGGGGAAAGUAUUUAAAAAAAAAAUAAUAAUAAAUAAAUAAACACUGGCUGUGACGCCUUAUUUCCUAAAUUAGCCAAAUUCUUAUAAAACUUUAUUUCACAUUUAAUUACAAUUUAGAUCAAUUUCCUCUUAAAUAAAUAAUUUCUUGUGAACAUGUUAUUCAAUACGAAUAUCAAA
Molecule: messenger RNA, 4044 nt
Organism: Phlebotomus papatasi
Lineage: Eukaryota; Metazoa; Arthropoda; Insecta; Diptera; Psychodidae
Exons: 4
Coding region: 143-3868 (1241 amino acids)
Source: RefSeq, a predicted model, not a curated record